AUGAACUUGGCGGAUCUCAACAACUAUUGUUUGCUCAAUAUUAUGGAUUACUUAAACACGGAGGAUAAGUUACGUCUGUGGAAAGCUACUGAGCCAACAACCCGCCUGGCGGAUAUUACUUCUUAUUCCUGGAGGCGCCGAACCAACCAUCACAUCGACUUGAACCACUUUACCGAUUUGGAGCUUCUAAAUACCUUCUUGUCGAUCAUUUGUUCCACUGUGGUAGAAGUUCAUCUAACAAUGGGCGAUGAUCGGGAACCACAAUUAAAUGUGUUCCGUAGACACAUUUUUUCCAAGGCUCGUAUCUUAACGAUAAUAGUGAAAAUUGUAUAUGAAUUUGAAAUGCGGACAAGCAUCGACUGGGAAAUUGGUGUACUUGCCGAUUGCUUUCCCAAUAUCGAGCGUUUGCUUGUGGACGGUGAAAAUUGUACUCCCACCGGCCGAAACUUCUCCAAAUGGAAUCGCCUCACUCAUCUCCACGUUGUGAAGGCCUCAGAGUAUUGGACGACGCACAACUUUUGGGUAGUAUGCGAUAGCGCAAAAAAUAUUACAGCGCUCUCCAUUGAUUUCGAUGACGAGUACACCUUGAAAGCGACUCCCUACGUAGAAGCUAUAUGUUCGUUGAAGAAUCUGGAGCAACUCUGGAUCAAGGCCACAAACAUUAACAAGGAGAAUGCCUUAAAGCUACUGACCGAGCUUCCCAAGCUGUGCAUCUUUUGCUGUAACGAAGUUGGCCAAAACUGGGCCCCGCUGCGGAGUCUGCUUGAGACUAGGGCACACGACGUCCUUUCCAUCACCCUUAGCGAUUUCUGGAUGUGCUAUAGCCCUGACGAUAUUCAGCCCGAUACUGAUGAUACUGAGGCUCGUGCGCAAUAUAGUCAGGUGCUUAAGCAUUUCAAGCGCCUCGAGGUUAUACAUUUGAAGCGCACGAACAUGUGUGGAACUGGUAAUCAUUUUUGGGACCUAAUAUACCUGUGCCCACAGCUGAAAAUGAUUAGCGUAAAGCUGGUCGAUAUGAGUUUCUUCCAGUCCUCGAUCUUAAACAUAAACAGAGCCUUGCGCCAUCGUACCCAGCCGCUGAACUUCCACGUCCAGGAUACGUCUCAGAAACACCUUAUUACCGACAUGCUAACUCGCCCCGAUUUGAAGUUGACUUUUGGACCAUUGACCAAACAACUACAUGUCUUUGAUAACUUCUGCAUCGAGUUCGAGCUUUUUCCUAUCGCAUCUUAA
This is a messenger RNA of Drosophila bipectinata, 1233 nucleotides long. RefSeq lists its product as uncharacterized. Lineage: Eukaryota; Metazoa; Arthropoda; Insecta; Diptera; Drosophilidae. The record is from RefSeq and is a predicted model, not a curated record.